Messenger RNA from Mercurialis annua (annual mercury), 1169 nucleotides. RefSeq names its product tyrosine-protein phosphatase DSP3-like. NCBI's taxonomy places the organism in Eukaryota, Viridiplantae, Streptophyta, Magnoliopsida, Malpighiales, Euphorbiaceae. The record is from RefSeq and is a predicted model, not a curated record. Gene Ontology annotation, molecular function: phosphatase activity. The coding region runs from base 306 to 923 and encodes 205 amino acids. The transcript is spliced from 5 exons. Gene Ontology annotation, biological process: protein dephosphorylation. Gene Ontology annotation, cellular component: cytoplasm.
UGUGUAUAAAUAUUAAGCAAACAAUUUAACCGUAAUUAUCCAAAUCAAAUCAAAUCAAAUCAAAAAACUAGUUUCAUCCCCAUUCCAAUCCAAUCACUUAGAAUUUGAGUCAGAAUCGGAAUCUGAAUCCCUAAUUGAAAACGACAGCGUUUCUCGCUUUUUCCCUCUCUUAAAUAAACCCCCUUUUUCCCCUUCUCUCUCUACCCUGUCUUCAACAAUGGCUUUCUUUUCCUCUUCUUGAUUCUGAUUCUGAUUCUGAUUCUUUUGAUUCUUUUUCGGUUUUUUUUUCUGAUUCUUUCAAAAAAAUGGGAUUGAAAUUGGAGGAAUCAGGAGGAGGAGGAGGAAACGACGACGUAUUGGUUGAACCACCGGUUAAUUUCUCAAUGGUGGAAGAUGGAAUUUUCCGGUCAUCUUUUCCGCAGCCUUCCAAUUUUUCUUUCCUUCAAUCUCUCAAUCUCCGUUCUAUCAUAUACUUGUGUUUGGAACCCUAUCCAGAGGAAAAUUUGGAGUUUCUUCGUGCUCAUAAUAUUAAACUCUUCCAGUUUGGAUUAGAGGGGAAAACGUCUUCUAUAGCUAGUACAAAGCAUGCUAUGACGGAGGCUUUGAAAAUCUUACUUGAUUCGAGAAAUCAUCCAGUCUUGAUUCAUUGCAAACAAGGAAAGCAUAGGACAGGCACAUUGGUCGGUUGCUUUAGGAAACUGCAAAAUUGGUGCUUGCCUGCUGUGUUUGAGGAAUAUAAGCAUUUCGCUGGUGCAAAAUCAAGGGACGGUGACCUGAAAUUCAUCGAGAACUUUGACGGGAUGUGCUUGCGGCAGUGUCUUUACAGCAUUAUCUUCCAGUAUCAUGGAUAUGGUUCGAACAAGAGGCGAUUACUUUAUAGUGAAGACAGCAUACAGAAGAACCCGCAAAUUAGAUCAAAUUAGGAACCAGUUUUUAGUUUGGUUCCUUGCAACAUCUGCCUGUUUGUUGCAUCAAACUGUGACUAUUACUUGUUUUUUUUUUCUUUUUCGGCUUUCAAACAUUUGUACCGUAGGAGGAGAAUAUUUCUCACAUUGACGAUGACUUGAAUUUAUUCUUCUGAUUAUUUCUGUGCUAUAGCUUUAAUAGCCGCUAUCGGACUUUCUAUAUCAAAAGAUAGUUUCAUUUAUAUACAUCGAAAGAUUAUUUUA